Messenger RNA from Oryza sativa Japonica Group (Japanese rice), 3389 nucleotides. Its product is annotated as RNA-binding motif protein 25. Gene Ontology annotation, biological process: mRNA processing. Lineage: Eukaryota; Viridiplantae; Streptophyta; Magnoliopsida; Poales; Poaceae. The record is from RefSeq and is a predicted model, not a curated record. Gene Ontology annotation, molecular function: RNA binding.
GAGGGGAAAGACAGGGUGAUACGUGGCAACGCUGACAUGUGGGGUCUACGUGGGUCCCACGUUGAUUCAGCUGCUACGUAGGACAAAACUGGGUCAAAACCACCAAAGGACCAAAUUGAGCGACAUCCUGUAUCUGGUUUUGCGGUUGGGGGAUGAUUUUGUAACUCGAUGACAAGUUGAGGGACCUUCGGUGUACUUUUUCCUAUGAUCCGCUCUCAAUUGAGCCCAGCCUAGCCCAGCUCCUAGCCCAGUAAGGCCCAUCAGUUCCUUCCAGAAUUCCGACCCAGAGCCGUCUUCUCCUCCUCGAUGGCUUCGAUCGAUCGAUCACCAUCCUGUACUAAUACCCCCCGGCCUCACAGGUCAUACUCCUCACCCCGCCACCAUGGCCGCCGUAGCGCCUCCUCCCGACGGCCUAGACCCGCCGCCGGCGACGCCCCCCACCGCCGCCGCGGGCACCCCGCCGCUCGCCGUCCCCGCCACCAACACGCCGCCGAACCCCGCGACGACUCCCACCCCACUCACGCCAAACCCUAACCCUAGCCCGACGCUGCCCCCGCCCCCGAUGUCCACCCCUCCGGUGGUCGCGCCGCCGAUGCACUCCUUCGCCCCCUCGUUCCGCCCGCUCGGCGCCCCGCCCCCGCCCCCGCCACCGCAGCAGGUGCAGGUGCAGGUGCCGCCGCAGUACGGCGGCGUGCCGAACCCGGGGUACCCGAUGGCGCAGCAGAUGCAGCCGCCGGGGGUCCCCCACGUGAUGCCGCCGGGCGCCGUGCGGCCGCCCGCCAUGUACGCGCCCCAGCCUGGCGUGUACCUCCAGCAGCCAGGCGCUGCUCUUCCUCCCGGUAUGCCUCGCUACCCUGGACCAUACCCUAUGAUGCGCCCUGGCUUUCCGCCACGCCCGAUGCCUCCAGUUGGUGUUAUGCCGCUUCAACGACCACCAAUUAUUCCUGGGAUUCGUGGUGCACCUCCUGUGGUUCCCCCUACUGCCCGACCACCUACUCCAGCUGUUACACCUCCUGACAAACCGCCAACUGCAGUUUAUGUUGGCAAGAUUGCUCCAACAGUGGACAAUGAAUUUCUCCUUUCACUUCUCCGUCUUUGUGGCCCUGUCAAGAGUUGGAAGCGUACGCAGAAUCCAAGUAGUGGAAAGCCUGUAUCAUUUGGCUUUUGUGAGUUCGAAUCUGCCGAAGGCAUCCUUCGUGCAACGCGGCUGCUCAAUAAAUUGAGCAUUGAUGGACAAGAACUUGUGGUUAACAUUAAUGAUGCCACCAAAGAGUACCUGAAGAAACAUGUUGAAGAAAAGAAGAAAGCACAAGAAAAGACCAAAGAAAUGGAAGAUGGAGGUGGUAGUGGGACUACUGCUGUCACUGGAAAUGAAUUGUCAAAGCCUGUUUCUGAUGAAACAGAGACAGGGACAGGAGAUGCUGGUGAUAAGGGCAAUGAAGAAAAUCCUAAGAAAUUUGGGAUUGUUACAGAGGAAGAUUCUAAGGCUGAUAAGGAUGUUGCUGAAAAAAUUAGUAGUAUGAUUGAAGAGUGGUUAAAGACUAGACCACCACCGCCACCUCCCCCAGUUGAACAAUCUGCUGACAUCUCUUCCAAACACAAGAAUGGAGAGUAUAGUGUAGAUGUGACAAAAAAUGAUUCUGAAGAUAAGAGUGGCACUGGAAGUGAUAAAAGGGCAGUUAAUGAGACCGAAAGGAUAGAAACUGGGUCUCCUGAUAAGAGGAAGGAGAGAGAGCGUGAUAAGGAGAAGCGGGACAAGGAUAAAGAACUUGAAAGGCAUGAACGCGAGCGAGAGCGAGAAAGAGUCAGGAGAGACAGAGAGAAGGAUAUUAAGUAUAAAGAAGUGGAGAGGUUGUACAAGGAGCGCCUCAAGGAGUGGGAAUUUAGAGAGAGAGAAAAAGAAUAUCAAAGACAACAUGAGAAGGAACGAGAAAAGGACAGGGAACGUGAGCGCAAAAGGGAGAUCAUGAAGCAGGAAGAUGAUAGUGAUGAAGAGGACAAUAGGAAAAGACGACGAAGGAGCAGUGGCACACUUGAAGAGCGGAAAAGGAGGCGGCUGCGUGAAAAGGAGGAAGACUUAGCAGACAAAUUAAGGGAGGAGGAAGAAAUUGCUGAAGCAAGGAGGCGAGCUGUAGAGUUGCAACAACAAGCGGAUGAAGCGGCUGCAGCGGCAGCGGCAGCGGCAGUGGUGGCAGAAUCUGCUACAGUUAUGGAGGUUGAUGGCGAUGAUGGAAAGGAAAGAGAUGCACAAGACAAACCAGCUGUUGUGGAUGUUGGUAACAAUGAUGCCUUUGCUAAUGGUGUUGAUUCCGGUGUUAAUAAUGGUAAAGAUAACAUUGGUGAUGACAAAAACAUGACACCUGGUGAAAUUUCGGAUACCAAGCAUAAUACCAGUGCUCCAGCAAAGAAACUUGGUUUUGGUCUGAUUGGCUCUGGCAAGCGGACAUCUGUACCUUCAGUUUUUGCUGAAGAGGAUGACGAAGAUAAUGAUGAUAAGCGGGCAAGACCUUUAGUUCCUAUUGAUUACUCAACAGAGGAACUGCAAGCUGUUCAGGCCAAUUCUUCUACUGGCCAACCAAAUAUUGUAGCAGCUGCUGAAUUUGCCAAGCGCAUAUUGGUAACAAAGGAUGAUAAAUCUGAUGUUGAGAAGGAUAGGAGUUGGAGAUCAAGUGAUAGAACGAACCAAAGGGAUAGAGAUAGAAAUGAUCAAGAUGUUGGUCGCACCAGUGAUGAGAGAAGGGAAAAGACACAUGACCGAGAGAAAGAUAAGCAAGAUAAGCCAAAGUCUGAGAACAAGAAUAUUUUGGAUGCAAAACAAUUAAUUGACAUGAUUCCGAGGACAAAGGAAGAGCUUUUUGCCUAUGAUAUUAAUUGGGCGAUAUAUGACAAGCAUGAGUUGCAUGAGAGAAUGAGGCCCUGGAUUGCAAAGAAGAUUAUUGAAUUUCUGGGUGAGGAAGAAUCAACUUUGGUGGAUUACAUCGUCUCAUGCACCAAAGACCAUGUCCAGGCAUCAAAAAUGUUGGAGCUUCUACAGUCAAUCCUGGACGUUGAAGCUGAAAUGUUUGUCCUUAAGAUGUGGAGGAUGCUUAUAUUUGAGAUCAAGAAAGUCGAAACAGGACUAUCAGGGAGAGCAAAGGCAUGAUGUUGAGCGAUUGCUGUUAUUGCAUUUUGAUUUACUAGUUCCACUGCCAGCUCGCUUGCAGGCUAAUAGUGUAAGAAUACUCAGCAUCUAAAUACAUCGAUCUUGACUCCGGAUUUUUCAAAAAGAUUAAGAGGUUGAAUUAAUGUUUAUCAUUCGUUCUGUUGUAUACAUGAACCGAUAAUAAUUGCUUCUUGUAACUUUUGAGCUCAUUUGGUUCGACUAUUAACAUCUCACAUUGGUCCUGUCA